CCCUAUUCCCAUAAUCAAAAUAGUCACAUUCUCUUAUAUUCAUUUCGUUCCCCCAACCCAUUAGACCAAUAUACCACCGUUGCCGCUCACUCACCACCUUCCAGCAAAACAGAGCAACUUCCACACAAACAUACAAAAUUGCGAGCGAGCGAGGGAGCUAUUCGUCCAACAAACAGCAGACACAGCGAGCCAGUGUUGAGGAAGCAAAGGGCAAAAGCAAAGUUUGUAUCUUUGACGCGGCUCGCUGUGCGAUGUUUGCGAGCCUUUCCCAUGGCCUGAUGGGUGGAGUUCAGAGAGGGACUCUGCCUCUCUCAAUUCCCUUUCGCUGAUCAGUAGUAGUUCUCUUCUCCCUCUCUUUCCCUGGGCACACGCACGAGAAAACUUCUCAAGAAGAGGGAAAGCGGCAGAAGGGAUGUGAGGGAAUCCCAGUUGAUUUUCCCACUUUUUUUUUUAUUUUCUUUUCUUUGGGUUGUUGUUAUGAUGGCGCUCCUGGAAGACUUCGAGGCAGCAAAUUGGUUGCAGGGAAAUGAUCCACCUUGCUAAUUCUACAUUUGGCCACUUGAUCAAGAGGGGUGUUUUAAGCAGAUCUGGUGUUUUUUCUCCUUCUGAUCAAUCGAAUACUCUCUACAUGCUGCAAGGCUUCCUGUAGCCUGAUAUUCCUACUUUUCAUGGAAAAGUUUAGCUUCAAGCAGGGCAAAUCUUCUUUGGCAACUUAAAUUUUCGUUAUUGACGAAGUAACUUGUUUCUCAAGGUUAUACCUUGGGUUCAGCUUCUUCGGGCAAAUCUUCUUUGGCAGGGUUACUUUGGAUCUCCACUUUCAGCUGUGACCAUAGUAGAGGAAGGUUCUUGAUAUAAUCAGAGAACAAGUCUCUUAUAUAUCAAUUACCAAGGAUUGCUGUGUACUGGGCAGAUCAUACUUUGGCAUCAAAUCCUUAUUGGUAUUCCAGCUUUUGUGGUGAAAUCUUAUUUGAAGCUUUCUGUAACAGAAGCUUCAGUCAGUCCAAUUCAUUGGGCAAAUCUCCUUUGGCAUUUGGGAGUCCAAGUUGACUCUCAGUUUACCCUCCUCCGGGACAAAUCUCCUUUGGCAUUUAGGGGUCAUUAGUUUGACUCCUGUUAUCCCUACCUAUUAUCCCUAUCUAAGGGCAAAUCUCCUUUGGCAUUCGGGAGUCCUCAGCUGACUCUAUAUUAUCCUUGUUUACCGCGUAUCCGUUGGUAUCUGCCUUUCAAGGCCAGUAUUCUUGCACCGAGAAUAUUGUAGCUUGGCAUUGGCUGUGGAAGUCUUUGGAAUAUAAAGUGGUUUCGUACUGAGCCUGAUACUGGUUGAUUUUCUCUGAAAUCAAGUUGGUGAGGCAGUCAACAAUCAAGAGGUGAUGGACAUGCUUCCAAGUGACUCCGAUUGGGAGAGUUCGAGCGACAGCGGCAGCAGCAGUGAGGACAUGGAGGAACUUGAGUUUGCGUACGGUGGACAAGCCUGUAGCAUUCUGUCCUGCCUAGACGAGAGCAUAGGGAAGAUUGAUGAUUUCCUCUCAUUCGAACGUGGCUUUGUCCGUGGUGACAUCGUCAGCUCUGUAACUGAUCGAUCUGGACAAACAGGCAGAGUUGUGAAUGUCACAAUGUCUGUCGAUCUUGAAAGUCUCCAUGGAAGAGUCAUAAAGAACAUAGAUUCCAAGAAGCUCUCAAAAAUACGGUCCACUUCGGUGGGAGACUACGUGAUUCAAGGACCAUGGAUUGGAAGAGUUGACAAAGUGGUUGACAGCAUCACAGUUCUGCUCGAUGAUGGAAUGAGCUGUGAGAUAGAUGCAACAGACCAAGAAAAGCUGGUCCCACUUCCUCCAAACUUACUCGAAGACCCAUUGUAUCCCUAUUAUCCGGGUCAGCGAGUACAAGUUUGGCUCCCCAUUGCUGCUUCUCGGUCAACUCGAUGGCUGUGUAACGUAUGGAAGGAGAAUCAAGGUAUAGGGACCAUCUCUGCUGUAAAAGCAGGUACCGUGUAUGUCGAAUGGCUUGCUUGUGCGCUUGUUGGUUGUGAUGAAGUUAGCCCUCAGACACCCCCUCCAUCUGUACAACAUGCGAAUGACUUGAUCUUGUUGCCGAUAUUUCUGUCUGAGAACUGGCAGCUUGGUGACUGGUGCAGAGUUCCUGCAAUUGACACAAAGGAAAUAUUUGCUAUUGGGAAAACGAAGACUACAGUUGAUGUUGCUUGGCAGGAUGGUACGAGCUCGUUUGGUUUGUAUUCACAGUCUCUACUCCCAGUGAAUGUUGUCAAUGCUCAUGAAUUCUGGCCUGGGCAGUUUGUUCUCGAGAAGAGUGCAAAUGAUGACGAACAGCCUGGUUCUGGUGGCCAAAAAUUGGGUGUUGUUAAUGCUGUGGAUGCAAAAGAACAUACAGUCAAGGUCAAGUGGAAAUCUUUUGUGGAAACGAGUGAUGCAGGGAGUGAUUUGGUGGAAGAAGUUGUAAGUGCAUAUGAAUUAGCUGAACAUCCAGAUUACUCGUACUGCUAUGGAGAGAUUGUGUUUAGAGCUCAGGUUGAUGAUCAUCCUUCUGAAGAUUACACAUCAUGCAUUGGUUUUGUAUCGGGUUUUAAAGAUGAUGGCAUUGAAGUGACUUUUGCUUCUGGCGUUGAAACCACUGUUGCACCAAAUGACAUUUUUCGGGUUGAGAAACAUGAGGGUUCUACUAUGACUCCCCUGCAAGACUAUGAUGCCGAGGAACUGAACCCAGUGGCAGUUGACCAUGGCAAACAAAUUGUCAACCAUGUUGAUUCACCAGAUUCCAACAGGAUGGGAGAGGAUAGCAAUAACCAUCCGUGGGAGUCUAGUUCUUCGUCUUUUCUUCAUCCGUCCACUUUUGGAAUCUUCACAAGCUUAGCAGCAAGGAUAUUUGGUUCUUUCGGUUCUUCAUCAAUGUCUAAUCCUUGCUGUGUUGCUGAAGAUGCAGAUCAACUCGAGCCAUUUGAAAAGGAACGAGUACCUGAAACUUGUUCUGGUCUCUCAACUGACAUGAAACCUUUGGCAGCAGUUGAGAUGCAGAGAUUCGAAACGACUUGCCCAGGACAGGAAGUUGUUGAAGUUGACGAGAACCAAGGAUUUAAAACCUCUUCUGCCACACAGGGUGGAGAAUUAAUCAAGAAAUUUGAUAUGGUGAAUGAUUGCUCUGACCAUCACUUUGUUGAUGGUGCAGGCAAAGAAAUGACGAUGUCUCAGGUCAAAAGAAGUUGGUUGAAGAGGGUACAGCAGGAAUGGAAUGAUCUAGCAGAAAAUCUACCUGAAUCCAUUUAUGUCCGGAUCUAUGAGGAGAAGAUAAAUCUCAUUCGAGCAGCCAUUGUUGGAGCACCCGGAACUCCAUACCACAAUGGCCUUUUCUUCUUCGACAUACAUCUCCCUGCUCAGUAUCCCCAUGAACCACCUCUGGUGCACUAUCGUUCUGGUGGGCUCCGCCUCAACCCCAAUCUGUACGAAUCAGGAAACGUCUGCCUCAGUCUCCUAAACACAUGGACAGGCACAGGCACUGAAGUCUGGAAUCCAGAGAGCUCCAGUGUUCUUCAAGUUCUUCUCUCCCUCCAGGCGCUUGUCCUCAACGAAAAACCUUACUUCAACGAAGCUGGCUAUGAUAAGCAGAUCGGUAAAGCCGAGGGAGAGAAGAACUCUAUAAGCUACAACGAGAAUGCCUUCCUCGUUACCUGGAAGUCCAUGCUUUACUUGCUUCGCAAACCACCAAAGCAUUUCGAGGCACUAGUUGAGGAGCACAUCAAGCAACAUUCCCACGACAUUCUGGCGUCCUGCAAGGCUUACCUGGAUGGACGAAAACCAUUCCCAGCAGACCGGCAGCUUGGAGAGCAAGGAACUCUAAAGGGGAGCUCUGAUGGGUUCAAGAUCAUGCUUGUUAAGCUCUUCCCGAAGCUCGUCGAAGCCUUUUCUGGCAAAGGAAUCGAUUGCAGCCAGUUCAUGGAGCCUGAUAAAUAAAAAGUCAGUGUCAUAAAGACUCUCCCAUUUACUGUAACAAGUAUCAGAAAAUCCUAGUGGCAGACUAGGAAUUAUGGUUUGUGAUGUGUGUAUGUUUGGUUUUGUGAGAUAAAAUUGGAGUGAAUAAAUGAGGGGCGAACAUCGUAGUGGUAUGCCCUCCCUGGUGUAAUUUAAUAUAUGUUUUAAAAUGUAUAAUUGCAGGUUAUGUAAAAUAUGAAGAUUUGUAAAAUAAUUAUUAUCAUAAUAAAAUAAAAAUGAACUGGUUUUGUGUGCUUAUUGGAUUUGUGGAACUCUAACGAUUCAUUUCUUUGCUAUCCUAAUUUUUAUUACUAAUUAAAGAGAUCAUACGAG
Messenger RNA from Linum tenue, 4313 nucleotides. Lineage: Eukaryota; Viridiplantae; Streptophyta; Magnoliopsida; Malpighiales; Linaceae. The record is from the annotation of a GenBank genome assembly.